Aspergillus affinis is the source of this 510-nucleotide messenger RNA. RefSeq names its product actin-related protein 2/3 complex subunit 4 family protein. Gene Ontology annotation, molecular function: actin filament binding. The record is from RefSeq and is a predicted model, not a curated record. The transcript has 4 exons. The coding region runs from base 1 to 510 and encodes 169 amino acids. Gene Ontology annotation, biological process: actin filament polymerization; Arp2/3 complex-mediated actin nucleation. NCBI's taxonomy places the organism in Eukaryota, Fungi, Ascomycota, Eurotiomycetes, Eurotiales, Aspergillaceae. Gene Ontology annotation, cellular component: Arp2/3 protein complex; actin cytoskeleton.
AUGUCUCAAUCAUUGCGCCCUUAUCUUCAAUGUGUCCGGUCCUCCCUUACCGCCGCACUCACAGUGUCGAACUUCGCCUCCCAGACCUCCGAACGUCAUAACGUACCUGAGAUCGAGGCCCAGACCUCCCCGGAACUCAUCCUUAAUCCCCUCACAGUUUCGCGGAACGAGAACGAGAAGGUCUUCAUCGAACCAAGUGUGAACAGUGUCCGCGUCAGCGUUCGGAUUAAGCAAGCAGACGAGAUCGAACAUAUCCUGGUCCACAAGUUUACUCGGUUCUUGACGCAGCGCGCCGAAUCAUUCUUCAUCCUGCGAAGAAAGCCAGUGAAGGACUACGACAUCUCGUUCUUGAUCACGAACUUCCAUACAGAACAACUCCUGAAGCACCAACUAGUGGAGUUCAUAAUCCAGUUCUUGGAAGAAGUGGACAAGGAGAUUUCGGAGAUGAAGCUAUUCUUGAAUGCUCGUGCUCGAUUCGUUGCUGAGUCGUUCUUGACACCGUUUGAUUAA